Messenger RNA from Phragmites australis (common reed), 1167 nucleotides. RefSeq names its product vesicle transport protein GOT1-like. The record is from RefSeq and is a predicted model, not a curated record. Gene Ontology annotation, biological process: retrograde transport, endosome to Golgi; endoplasmic reticulum to Golgi vesicle-mediated transport. The transcript has 7 exons. Bases 393 to 815 code for a protein of 140 amino acids. NCBI's taxonomy places the organism in Eukaryota, Viridiplantae, Streptophyta, Magnoliopsida, Poales, Poaceae.
CCUCAGUCAGGCCUAAGAAAUCCGUUUCGGCGAGUUUUCUUCAGGGGCAAGGCAUGUAGCCAGCCAGCCCGGAACAUUCCAGCAGACGCAGAGCGCGUCACGGUCACCCCGCGCCAGGCUCGCCCCACCGAUCGAAGCUUCAGCGUCGUCCGCGCCGACCAAACCGACGCACGGCCGGUGCCCUCUCAAUAAGACCCGGUGGGACAACGAGCGGUCGCCAUCAAGAGCAGGUUCCGUUCGCCUCUCUCGUCCCUCGCCACUCGCUCCUCGUCCUCGGCUAGCUUCGUUCGUCGCCUCCGCCUGCUCGGGAUCCGUGGUUCUCGGGGAAGAGGUGGUGACCUCUCGCUCUUGCAAGUAGCUAGGCGGACUCGGUGCGGGUCGGCGGCUGCACGAUGGUUUCCUUCGAGAUGAACGACCGCAAGAAGAUUGGGCUGGGCUUGACUGGAUUUGGAGUUCUCUUCUCAUUUCUUGGGAUCAUUAUGCUGUUUGACAAGGGAUUCCUGGCAAUGGGGAAUAUUCUCUUUGUUUCUGGCGUCUUACUGACCAUUGGGCUGAAGUCAACUGUUCAAUUCUUCACCAAGCCUAAGAAUCACAAGGGUUCAAUCUCUUUUGGGUUUGGCUUUUUCCUGGUCCUCAUUGGGUGGCCUGUCUUAGGCAUGAUGGUGGAGUCAUAUGGCUUCAUCGAGCUCUUCAGCGGCUUCUGGCCAACCCUUGCUGUUUACCUGAAAAAGACCCCCACCUUCGGUUGGAUAUUCCAGCAUCCUUUUGUGACUUCGCUGAUCACUAGGUUCAGAGGAAGACGAGUGCCGGUGUGAUUCGCCUGGCUGCUGGAUCGCUGUACAGAAGUAGACCGACAUAUGCAUUCUGUUCGUUUGUAAUUCGUUGAUUCUACCUAGUUCAAAAAGAUAAAAGAAAAGGAAACCGUUGAUACCGCCGGUAUGUGAAUCUUGCUUUGCUGCUACCUGUAGUUUGUCUCAACAUCGCGUAGCUACAUCAAUUUUUCUUUGCAGGAAGACCUUGGGUAUUAAUAAGUAGGUAAAUGGGUAGGUGGCGAAUGAUGGUGACUAGGAAACGAGUGGCAAUCUGGUUUGGAAACCAUUCAUGUGAAUAAAAGACACUUGUGCUAUAUUUUUGCUAGAUAUGACUCACAAUUCCGAUCCUGCGAUU